AUGGUUUCUUGGCGCAUUCGUGGUGAAAUGGCUGAAAUCGACGUUGAUCAAAGUUAUGCUGGACAUCCGACAAUGUUUUCAAUAAGAAUGCACCAUGGAGGUGAGUUUACAAGCUUUCCUGGAAGGAAGUAUAUUCGUGGGAAGCAAACAUUUGUUGAUUUACUGGACAUUGAUACCUUUUCCGUUCAUGACAUUGACGAGAUAAUGGAAGACCUAGGGUAUGCUUUAAUAGGUAAACCACAUUACUAUCACUUUCAAAGGCCUUUAGGCGAUUUAGAUUUUGGGUUAUUCGCUUUAGCUAGUGAUGAAGAUGUUCGUUAUUUGGGGAGUUUUGUGGCUAAGCAUAAGUUAACUGAGGAUUUGGGUAAUGAUGCUACUCUCACUGAUCAUAUGGAGAAUGAUUUGGGUAAUGAUGCUACUCUCACUGAUCAUAUGGAGAAUGACUUGGUUAAUGAUGCUAAUGACUUUGGUAAGUUUGGUGAGUUAGAGAGUGACAAUGAUGAAAGUGAUGAUAGUGAUUUUUUUGUGGACAUUGAAAAUAUAUUGGAUGAUAUUAAUGUGGAUAUGCAAGAUUUUGAAAUGAAUAUCGACAAAGAUGUGGAAUGGGUUGGAGGGUCGUCUAACACUGUGGUUGAUGAAGGCACACAGGAUGAAGCUUUAGAGGUGAUUAACACUGACUUUUUAGCAUCUGAUUCAUCAUCAGAUGAGGGGAUUAAUGGUCAAAGAAAGAAAUCAAUAAGAGCAAUUCAAAGGGCACAUGAGAAUGAUGAAGCACUUGUUAGUGAACCCUUCUAUAUUUUUCAAAAAUUUGGUUCAGCAAAGGAGUUUAAGGAUAAGGUAAAACUCCAUGCCAUAGAGACUAGAAGGGAGCUGGCCCUUGAAAAAAAUGACAAGAAUAGAGUGAGAUGGGUUUGUAAGGGAACAAUACCAAAGCUUGGGCCUAAUGUAGAAGUCAACGAUGAAGAAGAAAUAUGUCCUUGGGUCUUAUUAGCUAGUAAAUGGAAAAAAGAUGUCAACUGGACAGUUAAAACGUACAACAAAGUCCAUAAAUGUCUUCAAACUAGAACAGUAAAAGCAUGUACGUAUAAAUUCCUCUCUUCUAAAAUUGUUGAACAGGUUGAAAGUAACCCUACUAUUCCAAUUAGGGCUUUGCAAGAACAGCUACAACGGAGGUUUAAGGUAGAUCUUUCUAGGAUGAAAACAUUUAGGGCAAAAUCUGAGGCUCUAAACCUUGUGCAAGGAGAUUUCGUUACUCAGUAUAGUUUACUCAGAGAUUACAUUGUUGAGUUCAAACUCAAAGGCUUCGCAGCUGGAAAGAGGGAUUUUCUUGGCUUUGAUGGUGCUUUCAUGAAGGGUCCAUUUCCAGGACAAAUUCUUUCAGCCGUGGGACUAGAUGGUAAUAAUGGCACAUAUCCAUUGGCAUAUGCGGUGGUUGAAACAGAGAACAUCAGUUCAUGGACUUGGUUUUUGAGUUGUCUUGGGGAGGAUCUUGGCUUGAAUACUAAUUCUAAUUUCACUUUUAUAACAGACAGACAAAAGGGUAUUCUAAAUGCAAUUGCAACCUUGUUUCCUUGUGCUGAAAAUCGUUACUGUGUUCGUCACAUUCGGGAUAACAUGAGGAAGCAAUGGAGGGGUAAACCUUUCGAAGACCUCUUAUGGACAUGUGCAACUGCAACACAUGUACAACAGUUUAACAAAGGCAUGGAAGAGCUAAAGAAAUUAAACAAGGAUUGUUAUGAGUGGCUUAAGAAGAUACCACCUCAGCACUGGUCUAGGUCCCAUUUCACUGGGAGAGCACAUUCUGAUGUGAUUCUUAAUAACUUGUGUGAAACAUUCAAUGGAAAACUGAAUGAGGGUCGUGAUAAACCAAUUAUUACUUGCCUAGAGUUCAUUAGGGAAUAUCUAAUGAAGAAGAUUGUGAAUGUAGAAAAGGCCAUUGGGAAAUGUACUGGUCCUUUGACACCUACAGCUAUGCAGACUUUGGAAAAUAUAAAAAAAAAAAAAGGCAGAAGAUUAUAG
Molecule: messenger RNA, 2019 nt
Organism: Lactuca saligna
Lineage: Eukaryota; Viridiplantae; Streptophyta; Magnoliopsida; Asterales; Asteraceae
Source: the annotation of a GenBank genome assembly